Polychytrium aggregatum is the source of this 1530-nucleotide messenger RNA. RefSeq lists its product as uncharacterized. NCBI's taxonomy places the organism in Eukaryota, Fungi, Chytridiomycota, Chytridiomycetes, Polychytriales. Bases 1 to 1530 code for a protein of 509 amino acids. Gene Ontology annotation, molecular function: UDP-glycosyltransferase activity. The transcript is spliced from 7 exons. The record is from RefSeq and is a predicted model, not a curated record.
AUGUCCGCUGGUGUCAUUGCCAUCUAUGCCAUCGGCUCCGCGGGCGAUGUCGUGCCCAUGCUGGCUCUGGGUCGUGCCGUGAGCCAGCGCUGCGGCUAUCGAGUCCGCUUCAUCUCGACGCAGAGAUGGAGAACCAAGGCUAUCGAAGAGGGUCUGGAGUACUUUGAUCAUCAUGACGAACCCAUAAUGUGCACUUCGGACGGCUACUGGCCCAACGAUGCCGCGCUCUUCGUGAAGCACCGCGGCACCAUGGAGGGCAUCAAGUGUCUUUUGCGGGCAUUCAUGCCUGCCCUCGAGUUCCUGUACCGCACCGCAGACCAGCAUCUCUCCGGCGUCAACCUUGCCAUCUUGACCAACGCUGCAUCGUUUCUCCAAGACGACUGUCGGGUGCGAGGUAUUCCUUACAUCCUUUGCUGCAUGCAGCCCAACCAAGCCACCCGCGACUAUCCUCCGCCGCUUCUCGGGCUGCCGUACAACCCAACCAACGAGGAAUCCAAGAAAACGAACCUCGCCAAGUGGGACAGCGUGGGAUUGCAGGGACUGCGUAUCUUCAUCAUCAUGAUUCAGCAGCGACGCAAGCAUCUCGGUCUGCGCCGAACCAUUUUGCCGCCCUCCAUCACGGCCAUUUACGACAUCAUCCGGACCGGAUUCGAGCUCAAGGAUGCCAUGGGGACGGCGCCGUACUUAUGUGCAGUCAGUCCCGCGCUACUACCAGUUCCAACCGACGUACCGAAGCAUGACUUGUGUAUCCAGUCAGGACCAUUCUUGCUGGACCACAGCCAAGAUGCAAAUGCGUUUACGCCCCCGCCCGAUAUCGAGGAUUUUCUGGCAACAGGACCGAUCGUCUACUUUGGAUACGGAUCGCUUCAAAAGAUUGGCCCGUCAUCGACCAAGGAGAUCGACCACAUGUUCAUAUGGCUGGAUGCCAUCGGUCAGCUCGAGGCCCUUGGCGUAUCGGCCAAGGCUGUGCUUUCGUUCUCCUGGGGCGAGGCCGAUCUCACAGGGGAUAUGGAAUCGCCACGGCUUGCUCAGCUCCGCCGACGCAUCGAAGACAUGGAGCGACAGCAGCGAAUCUAUCGCUUGGUCGGCUCCUUUCCACACACCUACCUCUUCCCGAAAUGCCAUGUUGCCGUGCACCACGGCGGCGCCGGGACCACCCAAACCGCGGUCAAGUAUCGACUCCCGGCAGUCGUUGUCUCGCAUUUUGCGGAUCAGCCCUUCAUGGCCUCGAUCGUCAAGCACCAGGGCGUCGGGGUCGGGAUCGACAUUGAUGAAUUUGGGACGCGGACACUGUUGGGCGCCCUGAAGGACAUCCUGGUCGAUCGACCCGAGUUCUACAAGCAAAAUUGCGAUCGCAUCGCUUCUCAGAUGGAGCAAGAAGACCCGAUCGGCAGCGCCGUUGGGAUGGUACAGAAGCUGCUGAAGCCUACAAAUACCACAGCAGCAACAGCGACAGCGACAGCAGUACCAGCAGCAGCAUCCGUGUCAGCGGCAGCAGCCCCAUCGGACCAAACCAAAGAUGAGAACUAG